Molecule: messenger RNA, 1500 nt
Organism: Aspergillus niger
Lineage: Eukaryota; Fungi; Ascomycota; Eurotiomycetes; Eurotiales; Aspergillaceae
Exons: 1
Coding region: 1-1500 (499 amino acids)
Biological process (GO): transmembrane transport
Molecular function (GO): transmembrane transporter activity
Source: RefSeq, a predicted model, not a curated record
AUGAAGAAGCCGGCCAACAUGCUGAAGCUGAGCAAUAAGGAGUCCAUUGCCCCGAUCGCGCUGACCACCAUCUUGUUCUUCCUCUGGGGCUUUGCAUACGGCUUGCUGGCUAUCCUGAACGAGCAGAUUCAGGAUAUCCUGGGCCUGGACGUCUGGCAGUCAUUUGGUCUGCAUGCGGUGUACUUUGGGGGGUAUCUGGUGGCGCCAGCGUUUGUGGGGGGCGUCGUGCUGAAGCGCUGGGGGUUCAAGUGCACCUUUAUCACUGGGCUGUGCAUUUAUGCCUGCGGCACUCUGGUCUUCUGGCCGUCAGCCGUGCUGACUUCGUACCCUGGUUUCAUCGUGUCCAAUUUCAUUGUGGGCAGUGGACUGGCGGUGCUGGAGACGGCCGCCAAUCCGUUCAUUGCGCUAUGCGGACCACUCGAAAACUCGGAGAUUCGGCUGAACAUCUCGCAGGGCGUGCAGGCAAUUGGCAGCGUCGUCUCGCAGCUACUGGCCAAGAAGGUGCUGUUCAAAUCUGUGACCGAUGUGAGUACUCUGGUCGAUGUGCAGUGGACAUAUUUGGGCAUCGCACUGUUCGACGUACUCCUCGCUCUCGCUUUCUAUUAUCUGCCUAUCCCCGAGGCAUCGGACGAGGAUCUGGAGGAACUGGCCAACCGCCGCCGCGCCGACAACCGCGCCACCGUCGCUGGCAUCCCCGUGGUUUGGCUGACACUGGGCCUCGGCGUCUGGUCUCAGUUUUUCUACGUGGCCGGCCAAGAAGUGAUAUCGAUGAGCUUCGACAGCUAUGUCCGCACCGUGCACCCACUGUCCUAUCUCAGUCCCUUUGAACAGCUCACGGUCGCACACACGGUGUUCGCGGUCGGCCGCUUCCUCGCCGCCUUCGUCCAAUGGUUCCUCAAACCCCGCUGGAUACUUAUGCUCUCUUACAUCGGCAUGAUCGUCUUCUCCGUCCUGUGCAUGAAAAUGACCGGACGAGCCGCUGAAGCCAUGGCUCUCAUGGUGUACCUGUUCGAGAGCGGCGUAUUCAGUAUCAUUUUUGCCAUCUCGCUGCGCGGCACCGGUCGACACACCAAGACCGCGACCGUACUGCUCACGGUGGCCAUCGGCGGCGGCGCCUUCUUCCCAUUCGCGCAAUACGCAGCCGAGCUGGCAGGCGGCAUCCGCUAUUCCUACUGCGUGCUGGUGGCGCUGUUCAGUGCGGGCGCCAUCUUCCCCAUCUACCUCAACGUAGUGCCGGCAGCCAAGAAGCAGGUGGACCCGGUACCGAACGAGCACCUGCGACAUCCCCGCCGGCGCAGUCGCAUCAAAGCCAACGUGAUGGCGCGCGAAAAGGAGAACCCAUCGGUGGGUGGGGUGCUCUCGCGCCGGCGCAGCGUAGUGUCGGAGCCGUUGCCGACGGUGCAGCUGGCGGACCACACGAAGCAGACGUCGGGGGGAUUGAUGCAUGAAUUGGCGCCAUGGCCAGAGCAGCGCGGGGAGCGUGCGGUGCAGACAGAUUAA